Schizosaccharomyces japonicus yFS275 is the source of this 1986-nucleotide messenger RNA. Its product is annotated as SPX/EXS domain-containing protein. The record is from RefSeq and is a predicted model, not a curated record. Gene Ontology annotation, biological process: phosphate ion export across plasma membrane. The transcript is spliced from 5 exons. Lineage: Eukaryota; Fungi; Ascomycota; Schizosaccharomycetes; Schizosaccharomycetales; Schizosaccharomycetaceae. Bases 1 to 1986 code for a protein of 661 amino acids. Gene Ontology annotation, cellular component: membrane. Gene Ontology annotation, molecular function: phosphate transmembrane transporter activity.
AUGAAGUUUGGAAAGUAUAUUGAGCACGAACUCGUACCAGGUUUGUUUACGCUCUCGCCUACAUAUGUUACUGACUUUUUAGUCGACGACGAAUUGUAUCAGUUACAUCCAGCCUUUUCGGACUUUCUUCGUAACCAAAUAGCCAAGGUUGAGUCCUUUUAUGAGUCUCUUAUACGUGAUGCCGAGGAACGGCGUGAACUUAUCAUUGACCAGGCUGAUGUCUACUCGAAACUCGAUCUCAUGCGAAAGCACGGCGAUUUUCAGAAGUCAGAGAAUGUGGUACUUUUAAGACGUGUAGAGCCUCCCUGGAAGCGAUUGCUUCGCAGGCUAACACAACGUGUGCAUUUACAAAAGCUUCCAAGAUUUGCAACUCGUCAAACAGAUAUUCCCAGUGAUGCAUACUCUCCCCGAAUGAGCCAGAAAAAGCUUCACCAAAAGCUAAAAUCGGCUCUUUCGGAUUACUAUGAUUUCCUCAGUCUUGUAUCUCAAUACCAAACUUUGAAUCUCACUGCAUUUCGCAAGAUUUUAAAGAAAUAUGACAAAACAUUUGACACGUUUCUUCAGGAACCAAUUAUGCGCAAAAAUGUAGAUCAACAGGCGUUUGCUGACAAUUCGCAUGUUGAGAGUUUACAGCGUGCCACAACGGCGCUUUAUGCGCGUCUAUUUACCCACAAUGACCUGAAGAAGGCUGCGGACAGAUUACGUUCGGUCCGACUUCAAAGGUCGUAUUCCUCAAUUAGUAUGCGUGCCGGCAUACUGUUGGGUGCGGGCGUGGUGCUGUCGAUAGAGGGUUUGUGCUAUUAUCAAUCAAACGAGAGAGAGGCGUACUUGUUGCAAAUCUGGGGUGGCUUCUUCCUGUUAAUUUUUGGCUUCUUGUGUUUUUGCGUCAAUUGUUUUAUUUGGCAGACGAAGCGCAUUAACUAUGUUCUUAUUUUCGAAUUUAACAUGCGAAAAACACUCGAUUGGCAUGAAUACCUAGAGCUUGUCAGCGUGCUCUUCUUUCUUUUCUCCUUAUUCUUUUGGCUAUCUUUGCGCAAUUUCUUUCCCGGCUUCACCAUCUACUUUCCGGUACUUUUCUUAGGCAUCGUGUUCAUUCUUUCGCUGUUGCCGAUUCGUCGUUUUUUUGGAAGCACGCGUCUGUUUUGUUAUCGCAGCUUGUUUCGUAUUCUGCUUUCUGGCUUGUUCAGUGUUUGCUUUGUCGACUUCUUCUUCGCUGAUCAGUUAGUGAGUUUGGCAUAUGCAAGCGGAAAUAUUGCCUUGUUCUUUUGCUUGUAUGCAAAAAAAUGGAAUGACCCUGCUUCAUGUAACUCAUCACAUUCGCCCUUGAUGGGCUUCUUCACCACAUUACCAUAUAUCUUCCGUUUCCUGCAAUGCAUUCGCCGUUUUGCAGACACUGCGCAGAGUUUUCCACACUUGGCAAACAUGCUCAAAUACACUUUUGGCAUGCUAUCACAAGUUUUUCUCAGCUUGUGGCGCCGUUUCUCGUCGAGACGUUACUACAUUACAUAUCUAGUAUUUGCUGCUCUGAACGCUAUAUACUCCUACAUAUGGGAUGUUGUCAUGGAUUGGUCCCUUAUUCAACGCAAGAAUCGAAAAUGGGGUUUCCGUCCGAAUAGGGUUUAUGGCGGGUUGAUCAUUUACAUCAUAGCCAUGAUUUUCAAUGCUAUCAUCCGCUGUGCAUUCAUCUUUUAUGGCAUUUUCCCUGGCCACAUCCAACAUUCUUCCAACGUCAGUUUUUUCAUGUGUUUUGCUGAGGUUAUACGGCGUUCCGUUUGGAAUCUCUUCCGUUUGGAGAAUGAAGAGAUAUACAAUCGGGAGAACUUUCGUGCAGCGAGGGAUACUCAACUUCCGGAUCUUAUUCGGCCCAAAGUGCAUGAUCAACGUGACAAAACCAUCAGUGGAGCACAUGCUCAAGAUUUUGAAAGACAUUCCGUUGUAUAUAGUGACGAUGGCACAGAAAUGACUGAGAGGACGGACGACGAUUAG